Molecule: messenger RNA, 3191 nt
Organism: Poecile atricapillus (Black-capped chickadee)
Lineage: Eukaryota; Metazoa; Chordata; Aves; Passeriformes; Paridae
Gene: HSPA4L
Product: heat shock protein family A (Hsp70) member 4 like
Exons: 19
Coding region: 141-2690 (849 amino acids)
Biological process (GO): protein folding
Cellular component (GO): cytosol; nucleus
Molecular function (GO): ATP binding; ATP-dependent protein folding chaperone
Source: RefSeq, a predicted model, not a curated record
CCGGGCGGGCUCCCCGCCGGCGGCGCCUGCGCACGGCGGGCCCGCUGCCGGUUGGUGCCGGCGCUCCGCAGUGGGGGAGCGGCGGGCGCGGAGCCGCGGCCGGUCCCAGCCCCAGCGCCAGCGGAGCACCGGGCGCAGCCAUGUCUGUGGUCGGCAUCGACCUCGGCUUCCUCAACUGCUACAUCGGCGUGGCGAGGAGCGGCGGCAUCGAGACCAUCGCCAACGAGUACAGCGACCGCUGCACGCCAGCAUGUAUAUCUUUAGGAUCCAAGACCCGAGCCAUUGGGAAUGCAGCAAAGAGCCAGAUUGUCACAAACGUAAAAAAUGCAGUACAUGGCUUCAAGAAACUGCAUGGAAGAGCAUUUGAAGAUCCUUACAUACAAGCUGAGAGGGCCAAACUUCCCUAUGAACUUCAGAAGAUGCCAAAUGGUUCGGUAGGAGUAAAGGUGAGGUACCUGGAUGAAGAGAGGCUGUUUGCAGUGGAACAGAUCACAGGAAUGCUGCUGGCCAAACUGAAGGAGACUUCCGAAAGUGCUUUGAAGAAACCAGUGGCUGACUGUGUGAUUUCAGUCCCUAGUUUCUUCACUGAUGCUGAAAGAAGGUCUGUAAUGGCAGCUGCACAGAUUGCAGGAUUAAAUUGUCUGAAGCUGAUGAAUGAAACUACAGCAGUUGCAUUAGCCUAUGGAAUAUACAAGCAAGAUCUGCCAGCCUUGGAAGAGAAGCCAAGAAAUGUGGUCUUUGUAGAUAUGGGGCAUUCUGCAUAUCAGGUUUCCAUCUGUGCUUUUAACAAGGGAAAACUGAAGGUCUUGGCCACUACCUUUGACCCUUUCGUAGGUGGUAGGAAUUUUGAUGAGGCUUUGGUAGAUUAUUUCUCCGAAGAAUUUAGGACAAAAUACAAACUGAAUGUAAAAGAGAAUCCCCGAGCACUGCUGCGAUUGUAUCAGGAAUGUGAAAAGCUCAAGAAGCUGAUGAGUGCGAACGCAUCUGACCUUCCACUCAAUAUCGAGUGCUUCAUGAAUGACCUGGAUGUCUCCAGUAAGAUGAACAGAGCUCAGUUUGAGCAGUUGUGCGCUGCCCUUCUGGCCAGAGUGGAGCCUCCUCUAAGAGCAGCCAUGGAUCAAGCCAAGCUGCAGCGUGAAGAUAUCUACAGUAUAGAAAUAGUAGGUGGGGCUACUAGAAUUCCAGCAGUGAAGGAACAGAUCUCUAACUUUUUCUGUAAAGAGAUAAGCACCACGCUAAAUGCUGACGAAGCUGUUGCAAGAGGCUGUGCCUUGCAGUGUGCAAUUCUUUCUCCAGCUUUUAAAGUGCGUGAGUUUUCCAUCACAGAUGUUGUUCCUUACUCUAUAACAUUGAGAUGGAAAUCAUCUUAUGAGGAAGGAACAGGGGAGUGUGAAGUCUUCAGUAAGAACCAUGCUGCUCCAUUCUCAAAAGUAAUUACUUUCCACAAGAAAGAGCCUUUUGACUUGGAAGCUUAUUAUACCCAUCCACAUGAAGUGCCUUAUCCUGAUUCCAGAAUAGGGCGUUUCACUAUUCAGAACGUUGGUCCCCAGCACGACGGCGACAACUCCAAGGUGAAGGUGAAAGUGCGGGUCAACAUCCACGGGCUGUUCAGCGUGGCCAACGCGUCCAUCAUAGAGAAGCAGAGCAUCGAGGGGGAUCACAAUGACACCCCCAUGGACACCGAGUCAGCAAGUAAGAACCAAGGCAGAGAUGAGGAGCUGUUAUGUAACUCUCUGCAGGAUAAAAUGCAGGUUGAUCAAGAAGAAGGUGUGCCGAAAAGUCAAGCUGAACAACAGAACCAAGCAGAUGAGGAAAGUGAAAAUGCUGGAACUGAAACAAAGGCUUCUUCUGGAGAAAAGCAAGAUCAUCCCUCCCAGCCAAAAGCUAAAACAAAGGUUAAGAGUAUUGACCUCCCUAUACAGGCGAGCCUCUAUAGGCAGCUGGGACAAGAUCUGAUCAAUUCCUAUAUAGAAAAUGAGGGGAAGAUGAUGAUGCAAGACAAGCUUGAGAAAGAACGAAAUGAUGCUAAGAAUGCUGUUGAAGAAUAUGUGUAUGAAUUCAGAGACAAACUGUGUGGAGUCUUUGAGAAAUUUAUCACUGAAGAGGAUUCAAACAAGCUGACCUUGAUGUUGGAGGACACUGAAAACUGGCUUUAUGAAGAUGGAGAGGACCAGCCAAAACAAGUAUACAUGGAUAAGCUUCAGGAAUUAAAGAAAUUUGGACAGCCUAUCCAGGAAAGGUGCAUGGAACAUGAAGAGAGACCAAAAGUUCUAAAUGAACUGGGAAAGAAGAUUCAGCUCCUUAUGAAAGCAGUAGAAGCAUACAAAAAUAAGGAUGAAAAAUACGACCAUCUAGAUCCUGCUGAGAUGGAGAAAGUUGAAAAAUACAUUAAUGAGGCUAUGAAUUGGUUGAACAGCAAAAUGAAUGCCCAGAAUAAACUCAGUCUAACUCAGGAUCCAGUUGUCAAAGUGGCAGAAAUACUAGCAAAAUCUAAGGAAUUGGAUAGCUUCUGUAAUCCCAUUCUAUCCAAGCCCAAGCCGAAGAUAGAACCUCCCAGUGACGGGCAGCCCAAAGCUAACGGGGAGCACAACGGGCCAGUGAACGGACAGAGCGCUGCUGAAACAAAACCCGAACCAGCAAAGGACAACCCGCAGCAGACCAAACCCCCCGGAGAAAUGGAAGUGGACUAAGACCUUGCAUUUCUUUUACUUCAUUAAAAUAGUGCAAGUAACCACAGGGUCCAUUCUUUUUGUCUGGUACACACCUCAGAUGUUCAGUUACUCUUAGCCAAAUUUCUGUCAUUUGUUGCUGAGUAGUUUUGAAAGUGUUUUAUAUUAAGUACACCUCUGAUGUUCAUUUCCACUGAUGCUGCUUAUGUGGAGCUUUAGCCAAAUGUAGAUUGUAUAAGUCAGUUGAAGCUUUCCCAAUAUAUUUUAUAUCAAACAUACAGAAUUGAUAUAUAAAUGGCAACAAUCUACCUUAUUUAAAGCUUUUAUUGUGGAUAAACCUCAGCUCCUUUAUUCAGGAAAGGAUACUGUAUUGCACUACUGAUGCUCAAGUGUAGAUCUAAUCGCAUCUUUAUUUUGGAAAAAUAUUGGAAUUGAAGUGGCAAAAGCUGUCACUUGAAGCACUGACCUUUUCUAGUUAUUGUAUUGUUAUAAUUUAAAUAUUAAAAUAGAGGUUAGUUGGCA